UCCCCGCCACGUCUCCCUUCCCCGGCCCGGGUACAGAGGCGUUGGUGCCCUGUGCUCAGCCGCCAGCGCUGGGGAGGAGGAGGAGGAGGAGGCAGCCAGCGGCCCCAUGGCAGCCUGGCUGCCCGCCGUGCGCCUGCUGCUCGUGCUGGGGACAUGGGCAAUCUGCAGCCACAGAGGAGCGGCCCUGAACCCUACAGACCCCCCCAUGCGGCUCACUGGUGGCAGCUGCCGCUGCACCGGGAAGCUGGAGGUGAACAUGAAGGGAGUCUGGAGCCCCGUGUGCCAGGGCAUUGGGAGUCAGGCCAUGGUCAGCAUCUGCCAGCGGCUGGGCUGUGGCCCCCCCACUGCCGCCAGCCCCUUUGUGGUGGACAGGAACAAGGAGCCAUGGGUGCAGGCGUUGCGGUGCACUGGGAAGGAUAGUUGCCAGUGGCAGUCGGCUAACUGCAGCAGCCACGCCACCUUCGCCUGCAGUGGUGAGCAUCAUGCCCCCCCUCCCAGCCUCCCUGUGCCCCCGCUGCCCCUACCUGUUGCCUCCCUUCUCGUUUCAGAGCCGGCGACCACCACCACCAAGCCUCCCCCUAUGCCACCAACCACCAGCCCGGAGCCUACCGGCCCCCCCAGGCUGCGGCUGGUGGACAGCAACUUCAGCUGCUCAGGCUUUGUGGAGCUCCACAUGCGGGGGCGGUGGGGGGCUGUGGCGAGCAGCCCGGGCAAUUGGAUGGUGCUGGCUGCCCGCAUCUGCAGCGCGCUUGGCUGCGGCAGCCCCAUCGAUGGCCCCGCAGCCCCGCAGACAAGCCAGCUCCUCGUGAAGUGGGAGGCAGUGGAGCCGUGCAGGAGCCCCGAGCUCCUCGACUGUUUCAACAGGACCAGGGACGGGCGCGGGAGAGCGCCCGCCUUCCUCACCUGCUCAGGUUCCCAGCCGCAGGCGGUGCGGAGGCUGGCGGGUGGCCCCACGCCCUGCGAGGGGGACAUCGAGGUGUUCCAGCAGGGCCGCUGGCAGGUGCUGUGCAACCGCCCGGCGCAGCGCAACGAGUGGGGCCGGCAGCUGUGCAGGGAGCUGCGCUGUGGCAACCUCUCCUCCAGCACUGAGGUCCGAGAGCCCCCUUCCAUGGGGGUCUUAUGUGAUGUCCGCCACCUGCACCUCUGCCCGGACAGCCCCAAGUUGCUCCGCUCCUGCUUCCGCACCCGAGUCGUGUGCCAGGACUCGAAGCCGCGUCCCGCCGGCAUAGCAGCGGGCACCGUGGCGAGCAUCUGCCUGGCCCUGCUCCUCUUCGGCAUCCUCCUGCUUAUCUGCGGCCCUCCCGCCUACAGGUGGCUGAUGAAGAAAAUCUCCAAGAAGAAGCAGCGGCAGUGGAUCGGCCCCACGGGGCUCAACCAGAACGUCUCCUUCCACCGCAACAGCACCGUCACCCUGAGGCCGCGGGCAGACGGGCAGAGGGCGCAGGGGGGGGACAACGACUACGCUCAGCCCCCCCAGAAGAGCUCCUACCUGUCGGCAUACACAGCCCUGGAAGGCGCAGCCCGAUCUUCCAACCCUCCGGACAACUCCUCUGACAGCGACUACGACCUGCAGUCUGCCCGCAGGCUGUGACCCCGAGAGGUAGGGGCGGCCCAGCUGCGGCUACUUAAAUUUUGGCAAACCACCUUGUUUCCUGCCCUUCCUCCUCGCCCUGCAGACAGAGGUGGGAUUCAGCACAUGGAGAAAGGUAAAGCAUGAGUUGAACAGAGCUGGUGGAAGAGAAGACAAAUGCCUGUGCCAGAAGCCCCCUGCGUCCCCCCACGGCGUGGCAGAGCUUGUCCUGCUCACAGGGACGUGGUCACUCGUGGGGAGACCUUGUCGCUCGCCGUGUCCCUGCCAGAGCUGGAGCUGAACCUGCCUGCACCCCUCGCUGCCUGCUGCGCUCCCCCCAGGCCGAGCAGUGCUCAGCUCUGACCCCCCACCUGGCUUUGGGGUGCCACAGCACCCCGCUAAGUGAGCGCCCUUCUGAGAAAGCUUCCUCAACCGUGCCCUCUCGCUUCGGGGCCUCCCGCCUGGGAAAGUGCGAGGCGGGGGCUUUUUAAGCUAUUUGUAUGAGUCUAAAAGGCAGCUGGGUUGCAGCAGGCUUUGCAUGUGCACCGAGAACGGAGCAGCCGCGCUCACGACAGCUCGGAGGGGGGUUGCCGGCCUCUCCACCUUGAAACUGGGAUAACCACGCUCCUCCGCCCCGCAGAGAGGGGCUCUGUCAGCGGGGCGCUGCGCUUUGCCAGCGGGACCACGCACCCCUGGUCUUCGGGCAAGGCUGCAAAGAUGUGAGCUUGGCCGUGCUUGUGUGGGACAGUGUGAGAUCUGUGCCCACGUAUAAAGCAAAGCGCAGAUGCGAGGAGCGCAGGAAGGGUAAAAAUGUUGAGAACCAAAUCUGAGAUAUUUAAUUAGCUGCGACGGUUGUAAUAAAAUCAUUUUUCUAGUAAUUACAUCUUGUUCUCUUCUUUCCACUACCCACCAGUGCUGCUCCUUAGACCAGCAACCUCCCAGCCAGUGAGGGAAAACUCAUUGCCGGCACAGGGCAAGAGAGAAACGGUGCCGAGGGGCGAGCUGGGCUGAUGCACAUCACCACAGCAAUGGGCCCCUUAGGGAAGAUGAAAGCAAGAGAGCAGGAAAGACAAAUUAGAGGAAGAUGGUCCUG
This is a messenger RNA of Cygnus olor (mute swan), 2663 nucleotides long. RefSeq names its product CD5 molecule (gene CD5). The transcript has 9 exons. The coding region runs from base 107 to 1591 and encodes 494 amino acids. The record is from RefSeq and is a predicted model, not a curated record. Gene Ontology annotation, biological process: T cell costimulation. NCBI's taxonomy places the organism in Eukaryota, Metazoa, Chordata, Aves, Anseriformes, Anatidae. Gene Ontology annotation, cellular component: plasma membrane.